GACUCAGCUGGGAGAGGGCCGGAGAGGAAGGGGUUAACCCCAGGGCUCCUCCAGGCGCGGAGGGAUCCGGAGCCGAAGCCCGAGCGUGGUGCUGAGGCCGCCUAAGCAAAAAAAAUGUCCGCCUAAGGGAGACCCACAAGUUCUAUUCGGGGGCACAGCCAGCCCGCCCGGGGAGGAAGGGGCGGCCAGGCCCGAGAGCCCCCUCACCUGCCCUGAUCUGAGUCUCUGCGAGGAGGAAAGUGGAGAGAGAAGCCGGGAGGUGGAAGGGGAAGCCCAAGCCCGCUCUCCCGGCCAAAGUGAACUUCUAUCGGGGUGGUUGAAUGUGCAGAGGGAGCUGCAGGACCUGCUAGAAGUGACCGAAGAUGAAUUCUCAGCAGCAGCGAAUGGCGGCUAUAGGGACAGACAAGGAGCUGAGCGACCUGCUGGACUUCAGUGCGAUGUUUUCCCCACCUGUUAAUAGUGGGAAAACCAGACCAACAACCCUGGGAAGCAGUCAGUUCAGUGGAUCAGGUAUGGAUGAACGAGGAGGUACAACAUCUUGGGGAACGAGUGGUCAACCAAGCCCCUCCUAUGAUUCAUCUAGAGGUUUUGCAGACAGCCCUCAUUACAGUGAUCACUUGAAUGACAGUCGAUUAGGGGCCCACGAAGGCUUGUCCCCGACACCUUUCAUGAACUCAAAUCUGAUGGGAAAAACGUCAGAGAGAGGCUCAUUUCCCCUGUACAGCAGAGACACGGGAUUACCAGGCUGUCAAUCCAGUCUCCUACGACAAGAUAUAGGACUUGGGAGCCCAGCACAGCUAUCAUCUUCAGGAAAAGCCGGGACACCAUAUUAUUCCUUUUCUGCCACCAGUUCUCGAAGAAGACCAUUGCAUGACUCUUCAGCACUUGAUCCUUUGCAGGCGAAGAAAGUCAGAAAGGUGCCCCCUGGUUUGCCUUCUUCUGUAUAUGCACCAUCCCCGAAUUCGGAUGAUUUCAACCGAGAAUCUCCUAGUUACCCAUCUCCCAAACCACCAACCAGUAUGUUUGCUAGCACUUUCUUUAUGCAAGACGGGACCCACAAUUCUUCUGACCUUUGGAGUUCAUCAAAUGGGAUGAGCCAGCCUGGUUAUGGUGGAAUUCUGGGGACCUCCACUUCUCACAUGUCACAAUCCAGUAGUUAUGGCAGUCUACAUACACAUGACCGCUUGAGUUAUCCUCCACAUUCGGUCUCACCAACAGAUAUAAAUGCAAGUCUUCCUCCAAUGUCUAGCUUCCAUCGAGGCAGUACCAGCAGUUCACCUUAUGUUGCUGCCUCACACACUCCUCCCAUCAAUGGAUCAGAUAACAUUUUAGGAACCAGAGGGAAUGCUGCUGGAAGUUCACAGACAGGUGAUGCACUUGGCAAGGCUUUGGCAUCUAUUUAUUCUCCUGACCAUACCAGCAGUAGUUUCCCCUCAAAUCCAUCAACGCCGGUUGGAUCACCAUCACCUCUUACAGGUGCUAGCCAGUGGUCAAGACCUGGAGGCCAACCCCCCUCAUCUCCAAACUAUGAAAAUUCUCUCCACUCACUGAAAAAUCGAGUUGAGCAGCAACUUCACGAGCAUUUGCAAGAUGCAAUGUCCUUCUUAAAGGAUGUCUGUGAGCAGUCUCGAAUGGAGGAUCGCUUAGACAGACUGGAUGAUGCUAUCCACGUGCUACGGAAUCAUGCUGUGGGACCUUCUACCAGCCUUCCUGCUGGCCAUGGAGAUAUACAUAGUUUAUUGGGACCAUCCCAUAAUGCAUCACUUGGAAGCCUCAAUUCAAACUACGGAGGAUCAAGCCUCGUCACAAGCAGUAGAUCAGCAUCAAUGGUUGGAACUCAUCGGGAAGACUCCGUCAAUCUUAAUGGCAAUCAUUCAGUCCUGUCCAGUACCGUCCCUGCUUCAAGCACAGAUUUGAAUCACAAAACACAAGAAAAUUACAGGGGUGGCCUGCAGAGCCAAUCUGGGGCUGUUGGUCCAACAGAAAUCAAGUCUGAAAACAAGGAAAAGGAUGAAAAUCUCCAUGAACCCCCCUCCUCUGAUGACAUGAAAUCAGAUGAUGAAUCCUCUCAAAAAGAUAUCAAGGUUUCAUCUCGAGGCAGAACAAGCAGUACCAAUGAAGAUGAAGAUUUGAACCCAGAGCAGAAAGUAGAAAGGGAGAAGGAAAGGAGGAUGGCUAACAAUGCCAGGGAACGCUUGCGCGUGCGGGAUAUUAAUGAGGCAUUCAAAGAACUAGGAAGAAUGUGUCAGCUUCACUUAAAGAGUGAAAAACCCCAGACAAAGCUCCUCAUUCUUCACCAGGCCGUGGCAGUCAUCCUCAGUCUAGAACAGCAAGUCCGAGAGAGGAACCUAAACCCCAAAGCAGCCUGCCUUAAGAGAAGGGAAGAAGAAAAAGUUUCUGCCGUAUCGGCAGAGCCACCAACCACACUGCCAGGAACCCAUCCUGGGCUUAGUGAAACUACCAACCCUAUGGGUCAUAUGUAAACACCGGCCAGAGUUCCAGAAUGAUUGGUAGGCUAGAUAGAAGGUGACCUCUCCUCACAAGGACACAGACAACUCAGAUUAUCUGAAGACACAAAUCUGACAGGAGAAAAAAAGCAAAACAAAAACACUUGAAGCAAGAAAUUCAAAUGCAAUCUUAUGAUCAAAGCAACUGGUCAACACCUGCAUCAGAAGAAGUGAAGACAGAAAGAAAGCUCAUCAGAUAGAACUUCAGCCCGUCAAAUGUUCAGAACAUAUCAUUCUGUCGUGAGCAGUGUGUCGCUUCUGCACAAUCAGAGACUGUCUCGAUCUCUCCACUCGCCGUGGAAGUUGCCUUGUGCCUAAACUGAAUUGACAAAUGCAUUGUAACUACAAAUUUUAUUUAUUGUUAUGGAACUGUAAAGGUCUACAUAUAAAGGGAAAAGUUGAUAUGGAAAGCUGAUCUGCACUCGGCUGAUGCCAGCAUUUAUAAAAGCCGUUCCCAUGCAGAGAACAAAGCAGUGACAACCAUUGACCCUUAGCAUUCCCAGUAUACCUAUUAGUGUCUUAAAAAAGGGAGGGAAAAGGCUUCUAUUGCCCUCUCCAUUCCUUUUGCCAUAUGAAUAGUGUUUUCCAUGCAACAGGAAAAUAUUCUUCAAUAGAGCUUUUUUUUUUCUUUCUCCCUGUCUUUUUUCCCUUGUUAUUUUCCUCCCUCUAUGGGCAUUGUGUUUGGUCUCUGGUAAUCUGAACAGUUAUAGUCACAGUCCAAACCCCUCCCUGCCAAGAUCUAAGCAUUUUAUGUUAGAGUAGAGAGCAGAGACCAACUAUGACCCUUGCCUUGCUUAGGUUUUAGAAGGGGUAUUUUAUCCCUGACACCUUCCUUAGAUAAAUUGCUUUAUUUCUAAUUAUAAAACCUUUCAGGCUUCUAGGUUUCAUAGUAAAGCUUGUAAUAAGGUGAAGUGUAAAUUCCAGGGAAAGAAUCUACUUUGUUAGAAUUUGCUUUGUUUUCCAAGCAGUAAGUACUACAUAUAUAGUACAUGUAAAGUGUUAGCUGUAAGUAAGCACAAAAUGCAUUUAAAUACAAAGGAGAUUUUCAGGCUGUGAUUACGGUGAACUCAAGGUAGCCCAGGAGUCACCAUGGCAGGUAGCAUGAUGAAGGAACAUACCACUCUGAGCUAAUUACCCAAUGGAAUAUAAGAGCAGUGGUCACUGGUGUUUGUUUCCAGAUCGUAGCCUUUACUUUCUCUGUCAUUUGGAUGGCUGGUUAGUCGGGAGGAGUUCAGUGGGUGACUCAAUCAACUGCAGACCAACUGCCCCUAUCCCAAGGAGAUGAGCCAGAUUAGCAUUAAACUAUUACAUAUUAGCACAUCUUAAUAGUGUACAUUGAGGUGUCCCCAGCCCCACCCUAUCACUGAUCUAUGGAGAUUUUUCCCCUCAAUAAUAAUCCCUUUGAACUUCCACAAAACCUGUCUUCCACUGCAACAACCCUGGGAGAAAAAAACAAUGCUAAAUAAGGUUGUCUUGGCAAAUAAUUUUUUAUUGCCAAUACCAACAGUGGCAAUCAGCUCACAGAAGAAAUGAACUAAAUCACUUUGUAAUUCAGAGAUUUCAGUUCAUUUGAAAGAACAAAAAUAGUUGUUUAAAAAAAAACAGGCAAACAGAGAACUUUAGAUCCUCCGUAUAGGAUGGUUCCUAACAAAUCAGUCAUUUGUGGACUUAGUGAACUCUUUUGGUUACUUUAAUUUGCAAAUACUGUCAAAUAACACCUGACUCUCUAUCUGUGGCCUUGUUCUUCAUUUCAGUGUUAAUCAGCUAAACAGAAGUUGUUGCUUAUGAUGUGUGAGUGACCACAUGCCACUGCCUGGCCUUUUUUCUUCGAAGCUUGUUGUCUUUUUGGCUAUAUUAGACUUUGCAGUAUGCCCAGAAGCUUUCCUUCAUAAAAUAGAAAGAAAAAAACAUUUGGCUUAUUUUUCACUGUAGCUAGUCUUUUAUACAAUAAUCUUGUAAGAAAAUUUCUUGAAUUCUAAAUAUUACUCUUUCUAGAUUUUUGAAAUCGAAAAAGUUUUCAGUAAAAAGUUUCUUACUUUAUUUUACUAUAUUAGGUAGUAAAAAAUGUAGGGUUAUUUACCAUAACCUGUUCAUUAAUAUCAGAAAUUUACAAUAGCAUUUUAAGACCAUAGUAGGGUUCUAGCAUACCGUGUAGUACCUAUGGAGUAUUGUAAGAGCUAAUUGUCCGAGAUGAAUUGCUUCUCAUCUUGUUCUCCAGUUUCCAUUGUUGGUUUAUUGCAGAUUUGUACCCUGUGUCAAAUUUCAAGGUAUUAUUGAUAAACCUUUUCAACCAGCAGCAAGAAGUUCAAAAACUUUUCUGUCACUGUAACAGAAAACACAAUAUGUAUAUAACAUUUAUGUAGCAAUAAAUGUGCCAUCUUUUUUUUAA
Trichosurus vulpecula (common brushtail) is the source of this 4896-nucleotide messenger RNA. It is a transcript of the gene TCF12, whose product is annotated as transcription factor 12. Gene Ontology annotation, cellular component: transcription regulator complex. Gene Ontology annotation, biological process: regulation of transcription by RNA polymerase II. The record is from RefSeq and is a predicted model, not a curated record. The coding region runs from base 363 to 2483 and encodes 706 amino acids. Gene Ontology annotation, molecular function: DNA-binding transcription factor activity, RNA polymerase II-specific; RNA polymerase II cis-regulatory region sequence-specific DNA binding; protein dimerization activity. NCBI's taxonomy places the organism in Eukaryota, Metazoa, Chordata, Mammalia, Diprotodontia, Phalangeridae. The transcript has 21 exons.